Nylanderia fulva is the source of this 1124-nucleotide messenger RNA. RefSeq names its product peptidyl-prolyl cis-trans isomerase Fkbp12 (gene Fkbp12). Gene Ontology annotation, cellular component: sarcoplasmic reticulum membrane; cytoplasm. Gene Ontology annotation, molecular function: peptidyl-prolyl cis-trans isomerase activity. Gene Ontology annotation, biological process: protein peptidyl-prolyl isomerization. NCBI's taxonomy places the organism in Eukaryota, Metazoa, Arthropoda, Insecta, Hymenoptera, Formicidae. The record is from RefSeq and is a predicted model, not a curated record.
CUGGAAAUCACUGUCCGUGGAUUGUGGGUAGUGUGGAGUCGGAGUAGUGUCGUUUUAUGCGAAUUCUGUUCUCUGUUCCAAACGUUCUAAGCUAGAGUCGACGUCGAGAAAUUGUGACUCCGAAUUCUCGCACGAGUCUUGCUUACCCUUGAAGAGAGAGCUUGAUCGCUGGUGCGAAGAGAAAGAAACUACGUAGUCAUGGGCGUGGAAGUCGAAGUUCUGCAACCUGGCGAUGGUCAAACCUAUCCAAAGACUGGGCAAACAGUAGUUGUACAUUACACAGGUACUCUUGACAAUGGGAAGAAAUUCGAUUCUAGCAGAGAUCGUGGUGUGCCAUUUAAGUUUAAAAUUGGCAAGGGUGAAGUAAUCAAAGGUUGGGACCAAGGAGUGGCAAAAAUGUGCGUCGGAGAACGAGCCAGGCUAACAUGUUCUCCAGAUUAUGCUUAUGGCAGUCGAGGCCAUCCUGGAGUUAUUCCUCCAAAUGCAGUUCUCAUCUUUGAUGUGGAGUUACUGAAGGUGGAACCCUGAAAUACCUCUUAGAAUGUACCAAACUGACCAAAUGCAUUUCAAUACAAACAAAAAAAGAAUAAAAAAUUGCAUCAAAUUGUAUUAUGUAGUAGUCGUUAUAUAAACGCGGCACAUCCUGUGCUAACACCUUAAUUCAAUCGCUCAAAUAUUAAAAAACUGCAUUUGUUAUCAAUUGAUAUGUAUAAAACAUUGAGAUUAUUUGAACAUUGCAUGUGCAAUAAUGCAUAAAUUUAUUUAAACUAUUAAAUUGGUAAUAUUAAAACAUUUUUUAUAAAUAUUAAACUGUAUGUAAAAUUUAUACUAAUGUGUAGUUUAAUUAUGAACUUUUUACACAUAUACACACAAAACAUUUUACUUUUAUAUUUGAUUUAAAACCUAAUCAUGUUCCUAUAAUGAGCAGUUGAAUAAAGGGGCCUUUCAAGUAUUCACCAAAUAUACAAUGACCUGUUCAUUCUAUUCACAUAUUAUAUAUUUCAUAAUUUUUCAAAUAUUUUAUAGAACAACCCACUGAUGUUAAAAAAUAUAAUUACAUUGAUGUAACAGUACAGGUCUUUACUGACUACACAAUAAAGUACAACAAAAAAUUGUUUUGUCAA